This is a messenger RNA of Miniopterus natalensis, 1508 nucleotides long. Lineage: Eukaryota; Metazoa; Chordata; Mammalia; Chiroptera; Miniopteridae. The record is from RefSeq and is a predicted model, not a curated record.
CAUGGAUGUCAUCACCCCGACCCUUUCAGAAAUCAGAGGGAGGACUCCGGAGCCCAGCACCCUGAAGGUGACGCUCAGCAGGCUGGACGGAGAUCAAGACCAGAGCAGCAGCAUCUUUUCUGGGUUUGCGGGACUCCUUGCCGUCCUCCUGGCCGCCGCAGCUCUCUGCGCCCUGUGGAACUGGAGUAAACGGAAGAAGCGUGAGUCCCCUGUUUGGCGAGUUCCUUACCUGCACUUGCUGACUCUGCCUCCAUCCAGACGUCGAGCCAGUAAUAUCUAUGACCUCUUGCCCCGGAGACAAGAAGUGCUAGGGAGACAUCAGGUGAGGAGUACCCUUAUGUUCAGUGUCGAGAGCCUCCUCUCCAGAAACUCGGACAGCCCUUCCUCCGGCAACGUGACCUCCCAAGCAGGCGACGCCCUCCAGGUGCACAGAGCCCAGCCGCUGGCUGUGGGCAUCUAUGACAAUGCCGCCGGGCCCGGGAUGUGUGGGGACCUCACCCCCUCAGCACACUGCGUCGGUGUCAGAAUGGCUGGAGACUACUCCAGCAUUUCUUCAGAGGGCUCCAGGGAGUAUGUCAACGUCCCCACAGCAGAGGAAAUUGCUGAGACUCUCGCUUCUACCAACAACCCCGCUGGGGACCUCUUUGUGCUCCCAAGUGCUCAGGAGCGGGGAUUUACUGAGGGAGACGAGGGCUGUGGCCAUGCCAGCGACUGCACCAGUUUUUUGUCUCCAGGAACUGAGAGCAAUGAUCCACUCAGCGAUGAGGAAGGUUCUUCUCAGACCUCAAAUGACUACGUCAACAUGGCAGAGUUCAGUCUUGGGGCCAUGCAGGAGCAGCAGCCAUGGGUGUCUUUUCAGUGCUGCAGAGAUUAUGAAAAUGUCCCACCAGCAGAUCCCAACGGAAGCCAGCAGCAGGCAGAAGAAGUGACGUCCUCAAACACAAACCGUGUAGAGGGCAGGACAGAUGGUCUAGGGACCCACGUACAACCUGUCAUGCAGCCGGGAAGGUUUUUGGUUUUAGGGGAUUAUGUGAUUUAUCAGCCAUCUGCACAGAGUGAGAAUAGUCAAAUGGAACAUGGAGAAGAGAUGUCAAAUGGGGACUCUAAUGAUUAUGACGUUGUGCUGGCUGCCAAGUUAGGAGGCGGGGACUCUGAGCAGGAACCAAACCCAUGGCUCCUCCCUGAUGAAUUAAGGCCCACCUGCCCAGCUGGAAAGCCACAGGGACUAGCCUAUCCUGCCAAAUCCAAGUGAAGACCCUUGACCAUCCUUGUAUUUCAGUGGAUUCGUUCAGUUAGGCUAAAAAGAUGCUGAGUAGGGAGCUAAGAGGUUUAUAAAAGCAGAGGUUUGGAAAAGCCAGAAAGAAAUUAUUUUCAAACAGGGUACCAUUAUCUCUCCUACCAACCUUAGAAUGUUUCCUAAAACUGCCUUUUAGGACUCUUAGGAGAUUAAAAAUGAGAGAGUACUUUAGUGCACAGUAGAAAUAUAAAGUAGUCUAAAAUCAUUACCU